AUUCGGGCGGAAGAUGGCGAACGUGCUGCUGGAGUUCAAGGCUUCAGCCGGGGACUCGGAGCCGCAAAACCGGCCGGUCCUGAUCGUCGGUCAGCUCGCUAAUCUGCAGCAGGCCAACUGGACCCAGGUGAAGGGAAAACUACAGCCAGUGGUCACCAAAGAGCUCUGGCAAGCCGCUCUGUCUUCUCUGAACCCCAACCCUACGGACAGUUGCCCGCUGUAUCUAAGUCAUGCAGCGGUGGCGGCUCUUCCUUCACGGGUCAGUCGCCACAACAGUCCAUCCUCUGCCCACUUCCUCACCCGCCUGAUCCGAACCUGCCUGCCUGCCGGCAACAACCGCUGCAUUGUGAUGGUUUGCGAGCGCACUGAGGUGUUUGCAUCAGCGUGUGCUAUUGCUAGAGCUUUCCCGCUCUUCACCCGCCGCUCGGCGUCUUCUCGCAGGACAGAGAAGAAACACGUGACUCUGGAGUUUAUCACUGUGGGUCAGGACAACGGGCCUCUGGAGCUUUCCACACUUGAGUGUCUUGCUAAUGCAGCGGAUGGAGUUCGUCUGGCUGCUCGAAUCGUGGACACUCCAUGCAGCGAGAUGAACACUGAUGACUUCCUGGAGGAAAUCAAGACAGUGGGAAAUGCCUUGGGUAUCACUCCGACUAUAAUUCGAGGAGAGGAACUGAAACAAAAGGGCUUUGGAGG
Molecule: messenger RNA, 693 nt
Organism: Danio rerio (zebrafish)
Lineage: Eukaryota; Metazoa; Chordata; Actinopteri; Cypriniformes; Danionidae
Gene: npepl1
Product: aminopeptidase like 1
Biological process (GO): proteolysis
Cellular component (GO): cytoplasm
Molecular function (GO): metal ion binding; manganese ion binding
Source: RefSeq, marked provisional